This is a messenger RNA of Nerophis lumbriciformis (worm pipefish), 1697 nucleotides long. Its product is annotated as N-acetylneuraminate-9-phosphate synthase-like. Gene Ontology annotation, molecular function: N-acylneuraminate-9-phosphate synthase activity. Gene Ontology annotation, biological process: carbohydrate biosynthetic process. NCBI's taxonomy places the organism in Eukaryota, Metazoa, Chordata, Actinopteri, Syngnathiformes, Syngnathidae. The record is from RefSeq and is a predicted model, not a curated record.
GCGCAGUGGGUGCACCUGGAGCGCACGCUGGGACGGUGUUCAGCCACAGGCUAAGCUGUUUCACCUCGAUUGGACCAGGAGAAGAGCCAGACAGCAGACGGGAUCGUCGUUUGGGGCCAGGAGCAACGCAGCGACAGGCAGACGGAGGACGUCGAGCUGAUCGAACAACAGCAUCACCGCGGGCCUCGCCGUUUGGAGCGACAGCUGAGCAGCGCUGGGACGCGCAACGCUGUUUGAAGUUUUGUACUCUUUUUGAAGAUACUGAACUCUUUUCGAAGACAAUCUUUUGAAGACAAGAACAACAUAAAGCUGACAUCAACAUGCCUUUAAAGUUUGAACUGUGUCCCGGGAGGAUGAUUGGAGGCAACCAUCCGUGUUUUAUUAUCGCUGAAAUCGGACAAAACCACCAGGGAGACAUCGAGAUUGCCAAGAAAAUGAUCAAAAUGGCGAAGGACUGCGGUGCUGAUUGUGCCAAAUUCCAGAAAAGUGAACUGCAGUACAAAUUUAACAAACAUGCCUUAGAACGCGCCUACACGUCCAAACACUCUUGGGGGGCCACUUAUGGAGAGCACAAGCGCCACCUGGAGUUCAGCCAUGAGCAGUACAGGGAGUUGCAGAAAUAUGCAAAGGAGGUGGGAAUCUUCUUCACCGCCUCAGGAAUGGACGAGAUGGCAGUAGAGUUUCUCCAUGAGCUGAAUGUGCCUUUCUUUAAAGUGGCCUCAUUAGAUGCCGGCAACUUCCCCUAUUUGGAGAAGACUGCAAAGAAAGGACGUCCCAUGGUGGUUUCCAGUGGGAUGCAGUCCAUGGAGACGAUGCGUCGGGUGUACAAGACAGUGAAAGAGCACAACCAGAACUUUGCCAUUCUGCAGUGUACCAGCGCCUACCCUCUUGAUCCUGAGAAUGUCAACCUCAGAGUGAUCAUAGAAUACAUGAAGGAAUUCCCAGAUAUUCCAAUUGGAUAUUCUGGCCACGAGUCUGGAAUCAGUAUUUCAGUGGCAGCUGUUGCUUUGGGGGCAAAAGUCAUCGAGCGCCACGUGACACUGGACAAGACGUGGAAGGGAAAUGACCAUUCGGCGUCGCUGGAGCCCUCUGAGCUGGCCGAGCUGGUUCGCUCUGUCCGAUUGGUGGAGAAGGCCCUGGGUAGUGGCGUCAAGAGGAUGCUUCCUUGUGAGAAGGCAUGCUAUGACAAGCUGGGGAAGUCUGUGGUGGCCAAGGUGAAGAUCCCCAAAGGAACUGCCCUCACUCUGGACAUGUUGGCGGUGAAGGUGGCCGAGCCCAUGGGUGUAGCUGCUGAGGACAUCUUCCAGCUGAUUGGCAGGGUUGUCACGGAAGACGUGGGAGCAGAUGAGAGUGUCACACCAGAAGUGGUGGACAGUGAUACGAAGAAGGCUAAUUGUUAAUAUUUUUAAGACUGAAGCAAAGCACUUAAAUGAUGAGGACAUUAAUCAGGUGGGCGUAGUUUGGUGGGUGAUUUGUUUUCAUAUUUAGUUUCAGUUACCAGGAGCAAGGGAAUGGUAAUUGUCCUCAGCGGUGACACAAAGCCAGUUGUCUUUUUUACCUAAAGGCAACCAUGUACUAAAGAAAAAUAAGUCCGUAACAGGUUUAGGAUUAAUUAGCAGCCAAGGUCAUAUAAAGAAGAGGAGGUUUAUAAUUAGCCACUAUCUGCCUGUUAAUAAAAAAAUUAUUCAAAGAGUGUA